Pistacia vera is the source of this 1182-nucleotide messenger RNA. RefSeq lists its product as uncharacterized. NCBI's taxonomy places the organism in Eukaryota, Viridiplantae, Streptophyta, Magnoliopsida, Sapindales, Anacardiaceae. The record is from RefSeq and is a predicted model, not a curated record. The coding region runs from base 73 to 1047 and encodes 324 amino acids. The transcript has 3 exons.
CUUUUCAUCUGAUAUCUCCUUUCUCUGUUCCUCCUCUCUUUUACUCAUCUUCUUCAAUUUCACUGAAGCUCCAUGGAGACCCCAUCAUCAUCAACAAGACGAGUCACCAGGUCACAAACUUUGGCCUUGGCUGCUUCGGCUUCUAACAACAAUGUUCCCAGGAAAAUUGAAGAUUCUGAGAAGGGUGUUUUGAAGUCACGACAACAGCAACAAGAUCGAUCUGCGUUGAUUGAUAUAACGAAUGAUUCACCCAUCAUAGGGCUUGCGACUGUUGGUUUAGAGACUCCAUCAUCGGGCAUAUCCAAGAAACGAAUCAGUAGAGCCAAGAAUAACAAAACUCCUGGUUCUGGAGAGAACUUGCUUCGGGGUCAGGUCAAGACGCUUCUUCAAAAGGUUGAAGAAGAGGCCGAGCUUUCAAAACUCCCACUUGAGAGUCGUCCCUUUCUUCAUCUUCAAGGCACGGUCAACUCUCCCUUGCGACUUCUUGCGCCGACUCCGGCUAACACCCCUCAAAUCUUGAAUCUUUCCGAGGAUGAAAUUGCCUCCAUAAAAGUCAACCCUUCUCCAUUGGCUCACCUGCAAUCCAUUUCUCAGGUUGUGAGCAACAUGAUUGAGGGAAAUAAACAAGAGAGCACUGAGUCUGAAAAGAAUAUGCUAACUCGGUCUUUACUGAUGGAUUUCUCCGAGAAAUCGGAAGUUAGUUCGAAACCAUCGGAAUCCCCAUGCGCAGAUGAGGAUGAGUCGUCUUCUGAGUGGUCUAUUCAGGUGAAUGCAAGUGCCCAUGACGAAGAAGAGGAAGAAGAAUACUGUGAAUUCAACUGUGAUGAAGAGUUGGUCGAUGAACUAUGCGAAGAAAUGAGCAAGAUCAGUGUGAACAACGAGAAGGCAACUGGAAAGCACACAAGAUUUAUUUACAACAGUGACGACGAGAUAAUUGAAGAAGAAUAUGUUGAAAACAAGGAGGAAGAUUCUGAACCAAAAGGGAAACACCUAUUCUUUGAAACUGAAGAAGAAGAAGAAGAAGAAAUGGUGAAGAGUGAAGAUUGAUUGACGUCGUCUUGUGUCUGUUGAUUUUCUUUCAAGUGAUUUUUUAUUUUGUUUUUGAUGGAUUGAAUCAUGAAAAUUUAUGACUGCUGCUUGCAAUCCCUAGUAAUUCCAGACUCAAUAAAAAAUACAUUUUGA